AUGGCACCUUGUCGUCAGUUGCUUAUGUGGUCAGUUCCUUCAAUAGCAGUCUUGUUAGGUAUUUUUUGGUUCAAAAAAAAGAGAGAGUAUGCAAAAUCUGACCCUGGAGGAAGAGAAAGAAUAAAAAGUUUAAAAGAGGAGCUGGCAGAAGUCCUUAAAUCUGAAGCGGAAAUAAUUAAGGCUUCGCCUUUAGGCAAGGUCGAAUGUUCAAUAGUUAAAUCUGCUCCAAUAGACAUAAUGCUAAAUGGAAGUGGCUCUCAACUUUCUUCACCCCUUGAAUUGACUGAUGAGGAAAUAGACUUAGAAAUUGAAAAAAUUAUAAGAAAAAAAUCUAUUGAGAAGGAAAAAAAGAUGUCCUUAACUUCAGAAAACAAGUUUAAAGAGAUUUGCUCUAAGAAUGACAUCACUAUAGCUACUAGUUCUCAGUCUAACAUAUAUCCAUCAUUCAAAACUGAAUUAAAAUGUAUUAAAAAUGGUAAUUUAAGUUUCCAAGACUAUAAUGUAGAUGACAAUAAAAUACUAACUGCAAAUAUAUCAGAUAACUCUGAAGCAGACAUUUCACUACCAGAUAGUACAAAGUAUGAAGCUGUAGUGUCUGAAGAUAUAGCGUCAGAGGAGAGUACUUUAGCAAACAAUGAAGAGUUAAAUGAUAAUAAUAAUGUAGUUGAAGAGUCUAGUGAUAGUAAUGAACUUAGUAACAAUGAUAAUAGAUUUUCAGCAUCACAAAAUAGAAGAAUUUCAGAAAGAGAUUCAGCAAACCAUAGUCCUGUGGAUCCUUUACUAGCUAGCCCCUCUAUGUGUCAUUUCUCAGAUAAUCACAGUGAGGGUUCCAGCGAUAGUGGCAAAGGUUGUUCAGAAGCAGCCAGUCCACCUCCAGCAAAUAUGAAUAUGGUCCCAUCUGAGACAGGAUUAAGAAUUCAUCAAUUUAUAAUACCACAGACCCUGGUUGGUCUGUUAAUAGGAAAAUAUGGUUCAUUUGUUACUAAAAUUAAAGCAAAAACUGGUGCAACAGUUUAUGUCAGAAGACAUCCAGAUUUAGUCAAACAAAAAAUUUGUGCAAUCGAAGGAUCACAGUCUGAAAUUGAAGCAGCUCUAGAAAUGAUUAAGGAAAAAUUCCCUGAAAAAAGGUUCCCCAACUUUUCUACUCAAGAAAUUAGUGCAGAAUUAUAUCAAAGACUGACUCCUCUUGUGCCAGAGUUCCUUCAAUUACAGUUGGUGGAGUCGGUGAACAACGACACAAUAAUGACGUGCCUGGUGAGUGCGGGGCACUUCUUCCUGCAGCAGCCGCUGCACCCCACCUUCCCCUCGCUGCACGCGCUUCACCGCCUCAUGGCCGCCACGUAUCAGGACCCCGACGUGCCGGCGUUGCCGCGCCCAGUGAAAGAGGGGUCUAUAUGCGCCGCGCCGACCGAGAACAACUGGUACCGCGCGCAAGUGAUCUCCACCUCGGAAGAGAAUGACACAUCCGUAGUGAAGUUGGUUGACUUCGGAGGCUACCUCACCGUGGACAACGACCAGCUCAAGCAGAUCCGCUCAGACUUCAUGACCCUGCCCUUCCAGGCGACGGAGGCGCUACUGGCGUUUGUCAAACCCGCCAAUAAUGAGACGGAGUGGAGCGGCGAGGCGCUGCGCAUCAUGGCGGGGCUGACGGCCGGCCAGCUGCUGCACGCGCAGGUGGCGGGCUACGACGAGGCCGGCCUGCCGCUUGUGCACCUCUACCUGACCCUCAACCCACAGCAAGUGAUAUUCCUGAACAGAGAGCUGGUGGACCGCGGGCUGGCGGAGUGGGACGUGCCGGCGGACUCG
Brenthis ino (lesser marbled fritillary) is the source of this 1806-nucleotide messenger RNA. Lineage: Eukaryota; Metazoa; Arthropoda; Insecta; Lepidoptera; Nymphalidae. The record is from the annotation of a GenBank genome assembly.